AUGCCUUCGGAAAAUGCGUCAAAUCUCACCCAAGAGGAAGUAGAAGAAGGACUGCAACUCAGAGUUGCUGAAGCUCAAACAUGGCCUGCCAAGCUCCCAUUUGAUGGUCUUGUUGAUUAUGACGGUGAAUCCGCUGACUUGUUCGCAUUUGUGACGAAUGAUAUUGAAACAAGAAAAGCAAGAUUCGAUUCAAAACAAUGGCCACCUACAAAACAAGGCCUCAAAGAUUUGCUUCACCAUUUGAAACUAAUUGGCCUAAAGCAUGGAAGUGAAUUUACCUAUGAUGCCUCAAAAGGAUGGUUGACCUGUUAUAGAUCAAAGCCAUACAAAGGGACAAAACUACAGGACUUGGAGCAAUUCAAUGAAAAAGGAGUCCUUCUCCAAUACCGGCACAAGUCCUACCAUCACAAUCGUUUGAGAAAUUGUCCAGAUGGCCAAACCUGUCCCCGAGCUACGCACACUUCAAAGGACAUUACAGGAGACAAGUUGUGCUCCUGCAGACUAAGACUACGUAUUCAUAGCAGUAAAAAGGCAGGUGAUCAAUCCUAUAUCUACAUCUCUUGUAAAGGAGACACCCUCCACAAAUACCAUGCCAAACCUGCAGCCGAGUUACCAAUAAAAGCACACAACCUCACUGCAGAAGCUCGACAAAUAGUCUGUGCCCAACAGAAGGCAGCAGUUACAGAAUACAUUGCAGCCAAAGCUGCCAAUGGAGCAAACUCGUCUGCCGCAGACUUUAUACAGUGGUUGCAAACCCAGGCGGGGAAUCCAGAGGUCAAUCUGCACUAUACCGUCCUAUCCUAUGAGAUGACACCAACAAAUGGAGACCUAGUUCAGGGCACUAUCAGUAACCCAAAGGGCAGAAGGUCUAAGACAAAUCCACUGCCAAAUACUAAGACUGUGAUGAGAAACCUGACGUAUUCAAACACCAUACGAAGUCCAGUGCCUGGAGACAAUCCUGUUGCUACUAGCCACAACCCAUCUAUUUCAGCGGACCCAAUUACCCAGAGGGAGGACUUGCAUUCUAUUGUGCAACCUACCAAUGUUGCAAACUUAAGUGUGGACAAACUGGUUGAAGGGAAUUCCAUGGUUUCAAGGGAUAGAAACAGAUCCCUUUUCAUUUUGGCACAGCAACAUAAGCAACGAGCCAAAGUACUAUCCCACUUCAGCCAAUCGAGACCCAAUGAAAAGGCAACACCUACGAAGGACAAGAUGAGAAAACCUACUCCUCUCCAAAUUGUAAGUCCACCCCCAAUGGGUCCUGGGGGUCUAGCCGCAAUGCGACAAGCAGUUCAUGCUGCCGCAGCUCCAAUGAUAAAGCAACAGUUGUGCCGUUUCACGUCCACAUUGACUGUUACGGACCAAUUGACACGCACUGAGUUCAUUCACAACCAGCGGGAGGCCAUAGAAGCAAAAGCUAUCAAAGCAGUGUGCUCUAAGUUUGUGAGAGCCAAAGCAAUGCCUGGUGGUACAUCAGUAUGGUAUUCCCUGUAG
This is a messenger RNA of Cylindrotheca closterium, 1494 nucleotides long. Lineage: Eukaryota; Bacillariophyta; Bacillariophyceae; Bacillariales; Bacillariaceae. The record is from the annotation of a GenBank genome assembly.